Lampris incognitus (smalleye Pacific opah) is the source of this 3916-nucleotide messenger RNA. RefSeq lists its product as uncharacterized. The record is from RefSeq and is a predicted model, not a curated record. The coding region runs from base 22 to 3906 and encodes 1294 amino acids. Gene Ontology annotation, molecular function: protein binding. NCBI's taxonomy places the organism in Eukaryota, Metazoa, Chordata, Actinopteri, Lampriformes, Lampridae. The transcript has 44 exons.
UGGAGGGAAGCAAACGCCACCAUGACCGGCAGAUCUCAUAUCCUGUGGGCUCAUCUCAUCCUGUGCUCUGUCUUUCAAGUCUCUUUCAACAGGCAUCUUGAUACUCCUUUCAUCAUUAAAACCGAAGCUGCAGAUGGGGGCUCGAUUUUUUCCAGGCUGCCGAUAGUCCUACCAGAGGGAAUCGAUCCCAAAAAUGUCAACGUAACGACUGUAUUUCUAAAAACCUGCACUGGUGCGAGAGAAGAGGUAUCAAAACUGAACAUACAGCUUCGGGACUCAACAGCUCUCAUCAACCAACUGGAUCAGAAGGUAUCUGGGCUGAGAAAUGAAGCCCAGCUGCUGCGAGUGGACCUUGUAAGAUGCCGUGCAACUGUCUCGACCACAAACACCUCUUUCCAAGUCCAGCUGGAUAGGAGGUUAUCCGAACUGCAGAGAAUAUCUGAAGACGACAGAACCUUGAUUCUGAAGAUCACUGACCUUGUCAGUAAAGUGAACACAUUAAAGGAGAAGAUCCUAUCUGCAACCAAUACUGCUGUCAUCACUGAGCUGCAGAAAAAGCUGGGGGAAGCCACCCUGGAGUUGAAGACUGAGAAACAGCGUUUAGAAACAAACCACCCCAUGUCCCAGCUUGUUUUUCAGAUCAUCACACUGCAAAAUGAGAUCUGGGAUUUGGAACGCAAAGAGUCACAGCAUUACAAUUACAGUUCAACAACCGCCACGCAAAUCCAGGUGUUACAAGAACAACUCGACAGACAGAUCAUUGAACUGCGGGGAGAGAGCCGAUUUGAUUCAUUUGUGGUGGAGCUUAUUUCUGUGAUUAACAGGAUUGCAGAGAAACGGAAGCUGAUCGUUUUGCUCAUCGACGAAUCCAAAAGGCAGUCUAGCGAUUCCCAGAAGCAAUGGCGUCAGCUCAUUGAGACCCUCAAAAACAAGAUUCUCCAGCUGACCAAUGAUGAGAACAACAAACAACUGACCAUGGAUAUUAUGGACCUGCAAAGCCAGUUGGCUGUUUUCAAUGAUCGCAGUUCCCGCAACACAAAGAUAAUAACAGACAGAAUUAAAGAGUUUAGAGGCUUUAUAGAAGUUGAGAAGAGACGGCAAGAGGAACUAAGGAAAGAAUUGGAGAAAGAAGACUUCAUCCAGGCUGACAUGAUCUUGAGGAUCAUCAGCUUAAUGAAACAGACAAGAGAGGAGAGGUAUGAGGAUCAAUACACAACAACACCAACAACACCAACAACAACAACAGAAGAAAUCAUCAAGCUCCAAAAUGCUUUACAAGACAAAGAAAGGGAGUUAUCCGAAACCCAGAAACAAAUCAAAGACCUGCAGGCAAAGCUGCAGCAGAAAGAUGAUAGCUGCUCAGAACUACAGAACAAGUAUGAGACGAUGAAGGAUGAAAUUGAGGAUAAAAUCAGCGAACUGAGCAGAGGUGGAGAGAGAAAAGUGGCUCUUGUUUUGGGGAUAUUGGAGCUGAAUAAUGUGUUAUCAGACCUGGAGACUCGACUCUUGACUAAAGAAGACGAAGAUAAGACCUCAGACAUGGAGGAGAUAGCGAGGAAGAGGGAAGAACUAAAGGCCAAGUAUGCAGAGCUGGAGAAGCUGAUCCCCACCAGCAAUUUAGUUUCAGAAAUCCUUUUGCUGCAGAGUUCUGUACGGGACCUGCUGGGAAGGCCUGUCAACAGGAACACAAUGCAACAAUUUCAAACGUUGCAAAAUGAGCUGGAGAGAAAUAUCACUGCAAAUGAAGCCGACGGCAAUGAGAAUAUUAACCUGGUGCUGAAAAUCAUGACACUGCAGAACCAGGUGGAGUGGCUGCAGAAACAGCUGUCAAACCCUCAGUUCUCCCAAAGCUCGGAGGUCACCAGACUGACAAACCAGCUUGAGGUCAGCAAGGGGAAACUCCAGAAUCUCAUUGAUGAACUGAAUGACAAGAGCCAAGCAAACUCCAGACUGACUUUGAAAAUCCUUGAGCUUCAAAACCAACUCAGAGAGAUAGCAGCACAACACCUUGGGAAAGCCAAGACGUGGACUGUUAUGCUUACUCAACUGAGAGAGGAGAUGGAGGCAAAAACAGAAGAGAACACCCGCAGUCAGGCUCAAAUCAAACACCUGCAACACAAACUGCAAAAGAAAGAGGCAGAAUGUUCCGGUACCCAACAGAGACUUGAUGUUGUGCAGAAGAAUCUGGAUGACAAACUCAAAGAACUGGAAGCCAAAUCAGACACUGUUACCUCACUUGCUCUUCAGGUGUCCAUAUUAAUGUCACAGCUUCAGGCACUGAACACAACGAAACAGUCAACUGAAGACGAAGACAAGGUGAAGGAGCUUCAGGAAAUAAUAAAUGAAAAGAAUAUUGAGCUCGCCAGCAAAACAGCACAACUGAAUGACAAGAGUUCUCAGGGGCAUAGACUGCUUCAGAUUUUCAUGGUACAGACAGAGGUUGAGCAUUUGUACAACAACGACAGUGAGGCCAACAGAGAAAGGAUUGAAGUGCUUCAGAAUCACCUGAAAGGUUUGAUUGGUGGAAUUCAAAAUGAAAACGACGAAGCUACCCAACAGAUUUUUCAACUAAUGAUUCUGCAAUUUGAAAAAAGGGCACUCAAUAAGGAAAAGGAGGACAUAAAGGCAUAUGCAAAGAAAAUUGAAGAGUUGGAGAAUGAAUUGGGGGACAAAAGAAAACUGCUCGAGGAGACAACGGAGAGGAUGGUCUCAAGUAAAACGGAAGUCGUACAUCUGACAUCUAAAAUAAUGGCUCUUCUCGGCCAAAUCAAGCAGUUGGAGACCAAUCUGUUUAACCUCAAUCAAGCUAGAAUUGAUAAGGCUGCAGAGGUUGAAAGGAAACUGGAGCUUAUAACGAAGCAACUUGAAGAUAGUAAAACUCGAUUCAGGAAUUCAGAUGCAGAGAACGUCAAGCUAAUGCUGGAUAUCGUUAAUCUCAGCAAUAAUCUAAAAGAAUUGGAAACAAAUCUAUCAAAAACUAGAGAGGUGGAUGAAAAUCAAAUCGAAGAACUACAGGAACAACUCCAGACUCUGGGCAGAAACCACCAACAACUGGAGACUAGAAACACAGUGUUGGAAAAAACGGUUAAAGAACUGGACCUCUGCUGUUCCAAUGUAAACGACGACUGUGACGAUGUACGGAGACAGCUGGAACAAAGCUUGGAAGAUGCUGAUCAGUUACGGAGGGAGCUGCGAGAGAAAGACGCCAUCAACAACCGAAUGCAGCGGGAGCUAAGAGAGUUGGAAAAAGAAAAAAACGACCUACAAUAUAAUUACAACACCUUGGAAAAUGAAAGGAAAAAACUUCAGGACAUUAUAGAUGAAAUAAAGAUUUUGGACAACGAAACCAUCCAAACAGAUUUUCAGAAAUUUGACCCAAACACAGCCAACCCAAGAGUCCUUGUAUCUAGCGAUAAAACCGAACUCUCCAUUGACGCUGAACAGCAAGAUGUGGUUGACCAUCCAGGUCGGUUUAACGUGGCUCUGGCUGCACUUGGUAGGACUGGCUAUUCAAGUGGAAGACAUUACUGGGAGGUGUCUCUGGUCGGAAAACUCUGUUACAACCUCGGGAUGGCCAGUGAAUCUGCAAACAGAAGGGGGAUUCUUAGGCUGCAACCUGCAAAUGGUUACUGGACCAUAACCUUGAAUAAACAAGGUUUUUACAGAGCGAUGGAUAGGCGACCUGUCCCUCUUGAACACAGGAGAGCCGCCACAUUGGGCAUUCUACUGGAUCACAGCAAGGGUCAGAUCUCUUUCUAUGAUUCUGGUACCAGAGCACAUAUCUACUCAUUUGUGGGUCAAGUGUUUACUGACAAGAUCUAUCCAUUUAUCAAUACAUGUACUGAUGCUGACGAUAACGUUCCAAUUGUCCUCAUUCCUCCUGGUCCAGUGACAUGGAUAAAAUAGUCACAAGAUU